AUGAGCUUUGCAAAAUGGCCACGCGCCGUGCGAUUUGCCAGAAGCGUUCACAAUUUACCCUCUCAUGCAGAGAUCGUGGCCAAGUUCGACUUCCAGAAGCCUACGCACUCCAUCAAUGAGAUUAACCAGAAGUUUGAUUCGCUACGGCACCAGACCAUUGUCCUGAAUGGAUGGCUCGACAGAGCUCCUCGAAAAUUAUCGUCCAAGCUGAUUUUCGCUUCUUUGAGGGAUACAAAGUCAAACUAUGCUGAUAUCGUUUGCAAAGAUCAGAAAGUAGCAGAGAAGCUGGCUUCCAGAAAGCCCGAGGACGUGAUUAGUGUUAGCGGGACUGUUCAACCGAAAAAAUCAAAAGACGGGUCCACAGACUCGUGGGAGCUGGUUUUGCAAGACAUUAAGCUGCUGAACGCCGCAGAUAUCCAAACCAUCCAGCUUGAUUCGUUGAAACACGCCAAUAGCCAGUAUCCUCAGGAAUACAGAUAUCUCCAGCUGAGACAGCCACAAUACCAGAAAUCCUUGCGCACAAGGGCUUUGGUUGCUUCUGUGGCACGUAAAGUUCUGGAUAAACGGGACUUUGUUGAGAUUGAGACUCCACUGCUGUUCAAGUCCACUCCUGAAGGAGCCAGCGAGUUUCUGGUCCCAACACGGAAGCAGGGCCAUUUCUACGCCCUACCGCAGUCUCCUCAGCAGUACAAACAAUUGCUGAUGGCCAGCGGGUUUGAGAAGUACUACCAAAUAGCCAGAUGUUUCAGAGACGAGGAUUUGCGUGCGGACAGACAGCCGGAAUUUACCCAGAUUGACUUGGAGAUGUCUUUUGCAAAGAAACAGGAUGUUAUGGAGACCGUGGAGAACCUUGUUACGGAGAUCUUCAAGGAGUCCAGAAACCUGAGCCUGCUGACCUUAACAGACGACAACUCUGCGGUGGUUGACUCCAAGACUAACGGAAUAAAGCUUUUGAGCUACUGGGACGCAAUGCACUAUUUCGGUAUCGACAAGCCGGAUCUGCGCUCCAGUUUGAAGUUCGAGCUGUUGGAUGAACAUUUCGAAAGCAACGGAAUUGUGCAAGGAGUGGUUCUUCCAGAUGCACUGAAAGUGGACGGAAUAGAGAGUUUGAUUAAUUCUGCUGACUACACGAACCGGAAACCGUUCGUUGCCAAAAUAGAGACAGAAAGCGAUCUUGCCAACUGGCACAAACAGUCUCCGUUUGUUUUCAAAGGCGAUAUCAACCAAUUAAAUGCAAAACUGAACGUCAAGGUUGGAGACGUGGUUGCACUGGGAGACAUGGUUUAUCCCGACAAGAAAAACCAUCGUCACGUAUACGAGAACCCUAGUCCGUUGGGAAGGUUUAGACAGCUGGCUAUCCAACAAUUCCCCGAGCUCUGGAGACACAACUGUGGUCUAAAGCCUGAAGACACGUUUGUUGCCUGCUGGGUGGUGAAUUUCCCGCUUUUCUCUCCAACCGAAGACCCGAAAUCCAAGGGAAAAGAAUACCCUGAGUACCUGGAAAACACUUAUGAAGCCACGCAUCAUCCCUUCACCAUGUUUGAUCUUAGUCAGGGAGUUACUCCGUCCUUGGGAAACGUUUUGGAUAUUAAUGGAGAACACUACGAUUUGGUCAUCAACGGCGUUGAAGCAGGCGGAGGAUCCCAAAGAAUUCACGACGCACAACUUCAAAGAUACAUCUUGAAAGAAAUCCUGAACAUACAGAACGCAGACGAGCUCUUUGGCCAUCUGCUUAGAGCAUUAGAUAGUGGCUGUCCACCACAUGCUGGCUUUGCCCUGGGUUUCGACAGACUGUGUUCUAUGAUUGUUGGAUCCAACAACAUUAGAGACGUGGUCGCGUUCCCGAAAACACAAACAGGCGCCGAUCCUGUUGUUGGCUCGCCCAGCAGAGUCGACCAGACAACCUUGGCCAGCUACCAUGUCCGGUGUACGGAUGUGUGA
This is a messenger RNA of Ogataea philodendri, 1941 nucleotides long. RefSeq lists its product as uncharacterized. The record is from RefSeq and is a predicted model, not a curated record. Gene Ontology annotation, biological process: aspartyl-tRNA aminoacylation. Gene Ontology annotation, molecular function: aspartate-tRNA ligase activity; ATP binding. The transcript has a single exon. NCBI's taxonomy places the organism in Eukaryota, Fungi, Ascomycota, Pichiomycetes, Pichiales, Pichiaceae. The coding region runs from base 1 to 1941 and encodes 646 amino acids. Gene Ontology annotation, cellular component: cytoplasm; mitochondrion.